AUGCCUCCGCACGAAGGUCUCGUUCACCCGAAAGAAUACGAUGUCAAAGACAGCAAUGUCGAGCUGAUCGGAUCCGACCUCGACCACCGCGUCAAAUACAAUUCCGCAGCCUCCGAGCCCGCAUGGAACAAUGGAAAGAUUGGCCAGGAGUCCGGAGUCUUCGUCUGGCGCAUUGAGAACUUCGAAGUUAUCCCUUGGCCCAAGGAGAAGGUCGGCGAGUUCUACGACGGAGAUAGCUUUAUCGUGCUCCACACAUACAAGGUCGGCGACGACAAGCUAGGCCACGACAUCUUCUUCUGGCUAGGCAGCAAGACAACUCAGGACGAGGCUGGCACCGCUGCUUACAAGACAGUCGAGCUGGAUGAGUUCCUGCAUGGUGCUGCAACCCAGCAUCGUGAAGUUCAGGCACAGCCCUCCAACGAUUUCUUAGCGUUGUUCCGUCACUACGCGGUCCGGUCUGGAGGUGUUCGCUCCGGAUUCACCCACGUUGAGCCAGAGAAAGCGAAGGAAAUACUCACACUUCUGCGCAUCUUUAAGCACCCUGGCUCCACCCGGACGGGCACCAUCAUUGUACACGAAGUCGAGCCUACGUGGGAAAGCCUCGAUGAGAAAGACGUGUUUGUUUUGGAUAAGGGAGACAAGAUCUGGGUCUGGCAGGGCAAGAGCUGUAGCCCGAUGGAGAAGGCUAAGGCCGCCCAGGUGGUGAAUGAUAUGACGUUGGCGAAGCAUAUCGACGUUGAAGUUCUUUCCCAACUCGAGUCAAGAUCUCGGAUCGUUGUGGACCUGCUAGGUGGCAAGGAAGCCAAUAAAUCCAGCUUCCAAUGCGCACGACCUGGCUCUUUCGCGAAGCGAGGUGUGGAGGAGAGCAAUAGUUCUCGGACCCAAAAGCUUUUCCGGCUCAGCGACGCCUCAGGCUCAUUAUCCUUCGAUCUUGUUAAGGAUGGAGGCAGUAUUAGCAAGACCGACCUCGACGGAAACGACGUCUUCAUCUAUGACACUGGCAACCGCAUCUGGGUCUGGCAAGGCUUGGAAGCCAGCGCAGCCGAGAAGGCUAUGUGGAUGAAGGUUGCCCAGGCUUACAUUCGUCGUCUUCUGCAAGACCAAGAAGAUUCCGAGGCGUAUCUCAAUCCUAUCUCCAAGGUUGUACAGGACUAUGAGAGCCCGGCAUUUUUGAAGGCACUUGCGGCCUAG
This is a messenger RNA of Penicillium atrosanguineum, 1191 nucleotides long. Its product is annotated as gelsolin family protein. The transcript has a single exon. Gene Ontology annotation, molecular function: actin filament binding. The coding region runs from base 1 to 1191 and encodes 396 amino acids. Lineage: Eukaryota; Fungi; Ascomycota; Eurotiomycetes; Eurotiales; Aspergillaceae. The record is from RefSeq and is a predicted model, not a curated record.